GUCGUUUCCGGCGGUUCCCUGGUAACAAUGGAGAAGGAAAUGGCCGCCUGAGCGACGUGCAGGGCAGCGGCCAGCCUCUACCACUGAGUCUCCCCAACCGGGCUCAGACGGCGGUGGCAGGAGGCGGGAACAGUCGCCGCAGGCCCUGCGGGGGAGUCGCGUCCCAGCAGCGACCCCUAGGCUUUUGGGAUUACUGAAAAGGAAGGAAAAGAUGAAAGUAUUACAGUGAUCCAGUGAGUGAUGAAAAAAACAUGAAGAUUUGGAGCUUGGAGGAAAGAGAAGCAAAGUGCACAGCGUGUUGUGGCAGUUGAAUGAUGCUUAGGUUACCUUGACCUUAUUUUCAAAGAUAAUUUUCCAUUCAAUCACCACAAUGGAAAGCUCAGAUUCUAACGAUAAAGGAAACGUCGAUCAGUCUGAAGCACAACGUAGGCGUCAGCUGGAUCGAUUGGAUCGGGAAGAAGCUUUCUACCACUUUGUAAAUAAUCUGAGUGAAGAAGAUUAUAGGCUUAUGAGGGAUAACAAUUUGCUAGGUACCCCAGGUGAGAUUACUGAAGAAGAAUUAUUGAGAAGACUUCAUCAAAUUAAAGAAGGUCCCCCACAACAAAACAAUGAUGAGAAUAGAGAAUCAGCAGAUGAUGUCUCUAACAGCGAUUCCAUCAUAGACUGGCUUAAUUCAGUCCGACAGACUGGAAAUACAACAAGAAGUGGACAGAGAGGAAAUCAGUCUUGGAGAGCAGUGAGCAGGACUAAUCCAAACAGCGGUGACUUCAGAUUCAGCUUGGAAAUAAACGUGAACCGUAAUGGGACCCCAAAUUCAGAGAACGAAAAUGACCCAUCUGUUGAACCUUCCAUUGGUGAAGAUACAGAAAAUAAUAGCCCAAGUGACAUCGAAACUCCAAGAGCUGAGUCUCCAUUUAUCAGGCCGCAUGGAUCCGAAAGAAAUGCCCUUGAAGAAUUAACUGAAGAAAUAUCUCUUCCUAGAGGUCAGAGAAGGGCAAGAAGCAGGAGUCCAGAGCAACGGAGGAUCCGAGCCAGGACCGAUAGAAGUAGGUCACCUUUGAUUUCAGUAACUGAGCUUCCCCGAAGAGGCCAUCACAAUGUCACAUCUCAGACUUUCGAGCAUUCUGUGGUAAAUGAGGCAGCUGAGGGGAGUUCUAGAACUCGGCAGCACGUGACAUUGAGACAACACAUGAUGGGAACCGAACUGUCAAACGAAAAUGCAAUUUCAUUUUCCACUUCUGAGAUGAGAAACGGCCCUCAGGCAUCGGGUUCUUCAGAAACCAGUGGGAGUAACGAAUCUCUGGCUCCUGGACAGAGACCUCCAACUAUAGUCCUUGAUCUUCAAGUGAGAAGAGUUCGUCCAGGGGAAUAUAGACAGAGAGACAGCAUAGCUAGUAGAACUCGGUCGAGAUCUCAGUCAACAAACAACACGGUCACAUAUGAAAGUGAACGUGGAGGGUUCAGGCGCACAUUUUCACGUUCAGAGAGAGCAGGAGUAAGAACUUAUGUCAGCACUAUCAGAAUCCCCAUACGUAGAAUCCUAAAUACGGGAUUAAGUGAGACUACUUCAGUUGCGAUUCAGACAAUGUUAAGGCAGAUAAUGACUGGUUUUGGUGAAUUAAGCUACUUCAUGUACAGUGAUAGUGAUACAGACCCCAGUGGCCCAUCCUUAAGUCCAAGUCUUGAAGACCCAGAACUUCAGAAUGCAGGACUGGGUAGUAGUGGUAGUGGAGGAGGCGUUAGUGCUAGUACUAGUGCUGGCGGAGGUGCCAGUAGCAGUAGCAGCUCCAGCAUUGAAAGUUUAGAACUUAACUCCGAGUUAUUUGAUGGUAGCAACGAAGGCAGCUCAUCAGGUGUUAGACGAGAAGGUAGGAAUAGGGAUAGGAGUUCGGUCACAUUUGAAGAAAGCGGUUCUUUGCCCUUCCUUAGUCUAGCUCAGUUUUUCCUCUUAAAUGAGGAAGAUGAUGACCAACCAAGAGGACUCACCAAAGAACAGAUCGACAACCUGGCGAUGAGAAAUUUUGGUGAGAGCGAUGCAUUGAAAACCUGUAGCGUUUGUAUUACUGAAUACACUGAAGGCAACAAGCUUCGGAAACUGCCUUGUUCUCAUGAAUACCAUGUUCACUGCAUUGACCGCUGGUUAUCAGAAAAUUCCACUUGUCCCAUUUGUCGGAGAGCAGUCUUAACCUCUGGAAACAGAGAAAGCAUCGUCUAACCGAGAUCUGGACUUUGAGUUAACCGGCUGUUUAGAGUGAUGGGCAAAAACAGAAAACAGAUGUCUCUUGCUUUAUGGCCACUUUUUGAGUGGUAUUAAGUGUAAUAUCCUGGAGUGCAUCUUUGCUUCCAAUAAAAUGUUCACCCCUUUCCCAACUCCUAUUCGAAAUAAAAGCCAAUUACUUUAAACAGCAACAUUUUAGGGCCCGGAAAAUCUGACUUUGAGUAUCAAUAAGUAUCUAUUUUAUUGAACAUAAUUAUAUCAUAAGUAUUUUUUUGUUUCUCUUAAUUGUUUUUAAAGAUAUGUCUUAGUGAUGGUUCCUCUCAGUUUCAUUUUGAUCUUGAAAGAUCCAGUCCCAUCCCAUCUAGGAGAGAGCCGUGUAAAAUGGGAGCCCAGGUUGGAAUUAGAUUUCAUGUAAAUUUGUUUGUUACAUUUAAGCUCUACUGUCUCCAGCCAUUAGUUUAAAUUCACCUAAAUUGAUAAUAUGAUUUGUUAUAAUUACAGAUUAGAUGGGCAUGUCAGUGUAAAUAACACUAAAGGUAGGGUCUUCUAAUUGUAUAGCUGUCUCCUAAGCCAAUCAUUGGCGCACACUGUAGAGUGAGCUAUGAUAGUUUAAUUGGGAUAUUUAUCUUGUUGUGGAAAUAAUAAAAAUGCCUAUGCUUGUUUAAAUAAAAAUCACUUGGGGGCGGGGGGUUAAAAAUGUAAGGCUUUUUUUGUAGAGGCUCAAUAUUCUUUCCAGUACAGUGUUGUAUUCAUUGAAAAUUUAAAAAGCACUAUGCUUAGAUGUAAAAAGAUGACUUUUCAAAUGAGGGCCAGUAUCUGUAGAGACACACAUAAUGAUACAAAGCUGUAUUUGUUACAUAAAUGAUUGUCAAGAACAGCUUAUCUAGAAUUAUUCCUUUAUAUGAACAGCUACAGCAACCUGAAAUGAGCAGGACACAGUUCAGAACUUAGUCCUAUAAUUGCAUUCAGUACCAAUGAAGAGCAUUUUAGUGAUGUUUGAAACUUCAGGAAUGCCAGCAGAAAGGAGAUGGGUAGGUUUCGGUAGGAGAGAAAGCUCUGAAGAGCAUAACUUGCACUUGGUCAGGUGUAGUCAUUACACAGAGAGGUCAACACAGGCUUGAUGCCAUUUAGUCUAUUUGAGUAGCUGAAGGCGCUGUGUUGAAUUUUGAGCAAUUUGGAUUGAGUUUUGGGUUUUGUUUGGUUUUGUUUGGUUUUUGUUUUUUUAAAAAAACAACAACAAAAACCCAAACCACACAGGACGGAACUGAGAUUUUCACAACUCUCGAUGUUACAGGCUAAUCUGUCCCCAAAAGUGAUAGUGAAGGUGCAAGACUUAAAAUGCAUUUUAGCAGAAGCCUUGAGGUUUUGUCAUUUCAAAGUUUUGCUAUUUAAAGGUUAAAACAUGCUCAGUCAACCUUAGUUGCUGUCCCUUUACUAUAGAUACACCAUCUUACAUUUCCUCUUUUAAAGUCCAUUUAAAAAGUAAAGCGCCCCUCCCCCUCCCCCAGUUUAUUGAAAGUGUUAGUGAUAUUGGCCUAUAUUUGAUAUUUAGAGAUCAAAUGUGCUAUUCUUUGCUGUCGUUGAAGGUGUCACUACUGAUAUUCCCCUUCCUUCACCCAUUAGUGGUAGAACACAAGCUUACCUUUAGCUUGUUUCCUUGGUAGUGGGGAAGGGUUUGUGAUGAUACCCAACCACUUGUAUGGUGCCACAUGUGACCAACAGAUGCACCUGAGACCUCUGCCUCGGGGGAGCUUAAAGAACAAGAUUUUUGUUUUUUAAACAGAGCAAAGCGGCCCAAAUUGGGCUUGAACCUAUGUCCUUGGCCGUAUUUAGACAGCAUUAAUAACCAGAUGGACUGAGGGGGACAGGCAUAUUCAAAUGUCCUUCAAAGUAAAAAGUUGAGUGCUUUGGACUUUAUCUGGGUACCUUAACCAGCAUUAGCCUGGCAAUUUACUAAAAAUUUGUGCUGGUCUUGCAAGGAAGGUCCAAAACAUCCAAACCAAGCCUCAUUUAAAAAAAAAAAGUGAGCAGAGGUCACCUUUAUGCUGUGUCCAUGAUGAAAUUUAUCUUUAAAAUAUGGAAUUGGACAUUGAAGAUUCAGAAUUCCAUUCUAUCAUGGAGCACAGCUUUUUAAUUUUUUUUCUGAGGGUGUGCAAGCCACUCUUUGCAAAUCCACAGGGGUAGUUUUCUGAUUGGCUAGAAAUGAUCUCCUCUCUGUGGAACAUUCCAUUGCUUGGGGAGGAAUUGGGCAAUGUUCCACCUGAGCUGGCUUUGAAACAGAUGCAGCACGUUUUAGGCAUAGACGCAGUUUUUGUUGAGGAUGGGGCACCUCUAGCCAUCUACCUUUACCUUCUAUGAUGUAUUAAUUUAGGAAGUAUUAAAGAAGGGAGUCCUAUGGGAUGUUAACACUAAUGAACGUGGGUAUGGGAGCUGUUCUCCACAGGCACUGGAAACAGUUUGAGUUUUUAUUUUGCGGUAGAAUGCACAUGACGCUUCUAACGUGCAUGUUGGAGGCACCUUUUUCAGAAGCACUCAUUAAUCUUCCAUUGGAUUGUGAUGUGGGGUUUACUACUUAAUUAUAAAUACUUUAUUUUUUAACUUUACAAAAUUUGUAACUUAUGUAUCUUCCUGGGAAUAUGGAGAUUGACUUAAACCCUGAGCAUUAUUAGCAGGGGUCAGAUGUACAGUGGAGAGCAAAAAUUUAUAUAUAUUUUCCCAGCUAGCAGCUGAAUGCCUAUUGUUUUGAGGACCUGUUCUCUUUUUAAGAGACUGCUUCAUUGUGCGUCUCUAGUUUUAGUUAAUUGCAUAACAGUUCUUUAAGUCUGUAUGCAGUAAUAGCAACAAGAUAGAGGCAGCAUUAUAUAGUGGAUAGGGAGCUGCCUUUGGGGCCAGAAGCCCUGGGUUCAAGUCCUCCUGACACAUAUACUGUGACCCAUGGCAGUUCAUUUAACUAACUUCUUGGUGCCUCUAUGACUGUUACUGAGGACGAUAGUUCUGCAGAGGAAGAGAAUAGAGAGGGAGUUUCCAUGCUUGAAGCUCCCUACACCAAUGGAGUCAGAGGUCUGGGCCAAACCACCACCACCACCACCACCACCAACAACAACAACAACAAAACCACCCCAAGAAAUAAGAUGAGAUUUAAGUUACAAGUUUAGGGGAAUACUGCAAACCAGAAAGGAUUUUCUGGAGGGUUUCAAUUUUAAGUAAUUAAAAAUGUGUUAAAGGGUUUUUGUUUUGACUUUAAGCAAUUGAUAAAAUCAACCAAGAUUUGUUAGUGUUAGGUUCUACAAGUGCAAGUUUUCUCAGUAACAUUUCAUAAUGAAGCACUUUGAAUAACUGCUCAGUGUAAAUGGAGUUCUGGAAGGUUUGCUUGGUUGGAGGGAGAUAAGAUUGUUCCUGUUACACUUAGUAACAAGAUAUUUAGGCUUUAGAAUUUCAUUUGACUCAGUGAUCUUUUUAAGCUGUUUUCUUCUCAGAUGUUGACCUUCAUCUGACUCUUUAGAAACUGGUUGGGUAUUGGCAUUCAAGUAAUUUUUCUCUUAUUGUCUCUUCCCCGCCCCCCCCCAACAAAAACAAAAAUAAAACCCAAACCAAACCCAGUCCUUCUGAUGCUUAGUAGCUUGAUAUCUGAAAAUUUGCUUAAUGAUUGGAAUAUGAUUUCUAUUUACCAAAUGGUGAUGGCUUGAAGAGGCCUAUCUUUAGGCUUAGUCAUUUUCCAAAUACCUGUUUCAUAGGGAGGGUAAAGAACAUCACAAAGCUGUUCUCUACGGUCAGUUCAUUAUUGAACUGGCUUACAGUGACACCUUGUGGCCAUUUUAACACCCUUUCCAACAAGGGAGGAUUUUCAGAGUCUCAAAAAUAAGAUAGGUUUUCUGCCUUAAAAGAAAAAAGCUGUUAAAGGGUUUUCCCUUCAAUGAUUUCCCUGUCAAAAAUCAUUACUAAUUUUUAAGUUCAAAGAAGCCAAAAUAUGGCUGGCAUGUCUCCUGGCAUGGAGCUAACUUAAGUAUACAAAUACAAGGCACCUAUUUUUAAGGUAUAAUGCAUUUCAGUAUUUUUUUGGUAAAUAAUGCAGUGCUGUUAUCUACUUGGUUACGGGUAGAUUAAACAUGCUUGUGAUUGGGGUGGGGGGGUAACCCUUUGGGACAAUAAGGCAACAAAUCAUGGUGAUUGGAAAGAUAAGAGCAAAAAGAUUGAUGUGGAACCCUUUUUGACUCUUCAAAUCCUAAGCCGAUGUUGGUUUGCUGCCUGCCCUUUCUUUAACUUUCCAGUUUGGAAAUCCAAGGGCCUUUGAUUUCACCGAAACUUUUUCUAGCAAGCAAGUUGUUUGCACCAUUUUAUUUAGGUGAGAGCAUCCAACGGUUUUUCUGGAGUUUGAGUUUGGCCAUCUGGUGCACUCAGUGCAGUGCCAUUGAGGUGGUGGCGCAACUCCGAAGGCAUUCUGUUCUUUUAACCUUUUUGAUUAUGGUCUCUUGUCUUUUCUUUAGGCACCAAAUCAAGUGUCUCAAAUCUGUUCCCAAAUACAGUUGCAGUGAGGAUUUGUUUUUUGUUCUGAAAACAACUUUCAGAAAGCACACCCAUAGGUUGCAUUAUAGCCACCUGGGUUGAGAGAGAAAUGUGUGUAUGAGUGUGUGUAUGUAUGUGUAUAUAUACACAUAUAUACACACAUAUAUACACAUACACACAUAUAUACAUACAUAUAUAUAUAUAUAAAUAUAUACCUAUAUAUUUGGAUGAGAUGCAGAGGUGGUUAACAACCCUAUUAUGCCACACUGUGCCUUGGUAUUUUCAAGGCUCCUCUAGCAGUCCCUGUCUUGUAUACUUACUGCAGUACCUUGCAAGGUAUGGCUGUAUCAGUGUCCCAGCCCUUCAUUCUAAAUAGUUAGUGCUCCUUUACUAACAACCUUAUUCUGCUGUGCUUUGGUGUGGGCACCUGCAGCACCCUGGGAUUUUAUCUCCUAUUAGCUCCUGUAUUCUGGUGCUGCUUUAGGGAGUAGGGCCAAGUCAUACUAUCAAGUAUCUAGUCCAGUAGGUGUGCAAUUGGCUUCUGUAUCUGCCUGUUUUAUCUUCUGGGACGUGCUGCUAUGGGUAGAUGUUUACUUGGGUCUAUGUAAAAAAAAAAAAAACAAAAAACAAAAAAAAAACAAAACAAAACCAAAAACAACAAAAAAAACAACAAAACAACAAAAAACAAAAACAAAAAACUGGGUGUCAAACCUGGGAACUUUCUGAAGCCCAUGAGAAUCUGGAGAGGGAAUUGGGAGGGGAAGAGCAACUAACACUCACUGGCUUUGUGUCUGUGCACACAAAGCGUAGAAAUGUCUGUUGUGUAAAGACUAACCAGUGCUUGUCAUCCCACGGCUUCCUGACCUGCAGGAGAGGCUUUCCCUUCUUUCAUUCCAGAAACAGAAUGGAGCUCAGAAUGAAUUUAUUUGGCUGCCUUGCUUUCUCUGGUUUCUCGUUUUUCUUUCAUUUUGACCUGAACUCUCCUCCAGCAGACCUUUCAGUUGGGAAGUCCUGUGUUUAAAUGAGAUUGUAUUGCAUUUCCUUUUUUGUACAAUGUUUUAAAUCUGUUAAAAAUGAACUUGUUUAUUUCAAAGCAAAACCCUGAAGGGCCAUAUUAAAACAGUUUAUUCUUGAUAGUUAUCUUUUGGGAGGAGUUUAUUUCCUAUGUAAAUGUCAUACUGCAAAUUUAAAUUAUAGUCUAUCAAUAAAAUGCAUGAAGUGAU
Molecule: messenger RNA, 7944 nt
Organism: Dromiciops gliroides (monito del monte)
Lineage: Eukaryota; Metazoa; Chordata; Mammalia; Microbiotheria; Microbiotheriidae
Gene: RLIM
Product: ring finger protein, LIM domain interacting
Exons: 6
Coding region: 371-2215 (614 amino acids)
Biological process (GO): protein ubiquitination; ubiquitin-dependent protein catabolic process; random inactivation of X chromosome
Cellular component (GO): nucleoplasm; cytoplasm
Molecular function (GO): ubiquitin protein ligase activity
Source: RefSeq, a predicted model, not a curated record